Molecule: messenger RNA, 4262 nt
Organism: Loxodonta africana (African savanna elephant)
Lineage: Eukaryota; Metazoa; Chordata; Mammalia; Proboscidea; Elephantidae
Gene: PLEKHG4B
Product: pleckstrin homology and RhoGEF domain containing G4B
Exons: 20
Molecular function (GO): guanyl-nucleotide exchange factor activity
Source: RefSeq, a predicted model, not a curated record
AUGUGGGUCCUGCCCCCAGCGAACGUGGAAACCCUGGACACCUACACCCAAAACACGCUCUGUGCGCUCUACCUCAAGGCCACUGCGGCCACAGUCCUCGGGCAACUGCUCAGUGUGCUGAAGGUGCAGCACACCAGCCUCACUGACUUCCUUGACCCAGCCAGGAGGACUCUCUGGCACCUGCAGCAGGAGGCCUGUGCCCAGUAACCCAGCCUCAUAACCCUCCAGGACGGCUGGCCACUGUGCGCCUGAGGGAAGGUGGUGGUGCAGCUGGCCACCCUCUGCAGAGUCCGGCUUAGGCCCCAUGACUUCUACCUGCAUGUGGCAGUCGGGCAUCAGCACACGGCCAGGCGGGUCCUGACAUGCCUCUCCCGGCGAGGGGGGGAGACGGAGCAUAUCGCUGUCCCUGAGGCCAUGUAUGGCCAGGUCUUCACGGGAGAGUUCCUGGAGCAGGUGAGCACUGAUCAGGGCAACUUCCCUCUGCAGAGCUGCCUGCUGACCACCAGCACUGCCAUCCACUGUGCCCCAUGGGGCAGCUUCACGGAUCCUACCUUCGUCCUGCAGGGCCGCCCCCAGCCUGAGCAUCCACAACUCUGUAACACCUGGGAGGCCCCUGCCUCAGCCAUGGUGGGCACCCUCUCCCUGCAGGGAGCUCCGACCCUGCAGCCCCACAGUGGGCGCCCAGACGGAGACCCUGCGACCCCCCAUGAGAACUUGGAUGGAGACUUGGAGGGGCCAGGAGUGGGGCCAGGGCCCAUGGACAGAAGGGGCAGCCCCGAGGCCUUCCACACAGGUGGGCCCAGCCCGGGCCCCAGGGGGCGCUGGUUCCGGAAGUCGUAUGUGGAGGCCCUUCGCAACCCCGUGCCUCUGGGCUCCAGCUCCGAAGAGUCCCUUCUGGAUGACGCCAUGGACCCAACGCCCAGAUGCUUGAACCAGGGCAGCAGGCCCAGGGCAGGUGCCACCCUGGUGCAGAGGGGCUCUGUGCCCCGCCAGAAGCCACAGGAGAGUCACCUGCCCACAGACAGGGCAAGGAUGGCACCCAGGAAGUCAAGGUCGUGGGAUAAGCCCCUCAGGGUCCCCCUCAGCAAAGGACCCAAGACCCAACAGGAGUCUGGUGACUCGGCAGACAUCCAGACUGCAGGGAUGGGAUCCACGGGUCUCAGUGCUGCACUGCGGAGCCCCGAGAGCCCCCAAGAGGAGGAAGGUGUUCCUCUAGCCUCAGUCGGCGUCAAUGCAGAUAGCAGCAGCUCUCGGAGACCAAUGCCUAACACCUUCUCCAACCAGCAGCCCAAGCCGCUGUGCCCCGAGGGCCCCGGAGACCCUGAGCUCCGGGUACCUGGCCAGGUGCUAGAUGUCAGCCCCAUACUGCUGCAGUUGGGGACAGUGAUCCUCCCAGGGACCCGGGACCACAGCGGCCGGGCAGUGGUGCAGGUGUGCAUGGGAGGCCCUGUCUGGGCCAGGGAGCAUGCCUCGAGUGCUGAGCUGACCCGCCUCCUGAUGUACCUGCACAGCAUUCCCAGGAAGGAGGUACAGGACCUAGGCCUGGUCAUCCUGGUGGAUGCAAGAAAGGGUCCAGUUGCUCCUGCUCUCUCCCAGGCCCUCAAGGCCCUGCAGAACACAGUUCCUCCCAUAAUUCACAGCAUUUUGCUGCUGGUGGAUAAAGAAUCAACAUUAAGGCCUGACAAGGAUGCAGCAAUUCAGUGGGAGGUGGUGAGCUCCCUAAAGGCUCUGCACAAGCUCAUUGACAGCUCCCAGCUGACUGCAGAGUUCGACGGCUCCUUCCCCUACAGCCACAGCGACUGGGUCUGCUUCCGAAAGAAACUGGAACCCUUCACCGCGAACUGCAAACAAGCCAUUGUUUUCCUACAAAAUUCAGUCUGCUCCCUGAACACCCACAGAGCCUUAGGUACAGCACAGGAAGUCACCGAGCUCAUCUACAUGCACAGGGCCAUGAUGAAGUGUGUCCUGGAAGACACACUGCUGGUCAACCUCAGGCUGGAGGGUGGCGCUGUCCUGGCAAGGCUGAGGAGGGACGAACUCUUCACCCUCUCUUCCAGGGACGCCAUCGAGGCAGCCACUAGGCUGUAUGAGCAGGUGGAUGAGGAGGUGCACAGGCUGGUCCUGUCCUCCAACAGGUGUCUGCAGCAGCUGGAGGGCCUGCAGGAGCUGAGGCGGCACCAGGAGGGACCUGUCCAGUGGCUGGAAAGGGAACGAGAGCAAUCCCUCAGCCCCGUGGAGCUGGCCUCGCUCGAGAACAAGAAGGAAAAGCAGGAGGUGUAUGAGGCUUUCCACGAGGCAGCCGCAGCGGCAGCCAGAUGGAGGCCACCCUGCAGGGAGCACCCCGAGACCACCUCUUCUUUGCUGGAUGCUGAGCAUCUGGGGAGCUGCUGCCGAGUGGCUGCCACAGUGGAGCCGGGGCCAGGCAAAGGGCAGGAGCUGUGGCGGUGCCGGGCCCUGUGGUCACAGGGCAAGCAGACCAGCCACCACCUGGAGGAGGCCUAUCCUGAAGCCGCCCCUGGCUGCAGCUCACCAACCUUUCCCCGGAAGGCCAACCCCUCUGGGCAGGACACGCAGAGUACACAAGAGGACAUGCAUCUGGGCCCAGGUGUGCCUGCUCCGUGGGACACACCGCCUUCCCUGGAGGGCCCCCUGGACAAUAGCUCCCCCUGUCACCCUGAGCCCACCUGGGCCCCGAGUCCCCGCAUCAGGAAGCACCCCAUGAAGAAGAUGAUGAAGAAAACACAGAGCUUCGAGUCCCCACUGCCUGACGGUGGCCCCAGGGAGCUCCGCCAGCUGGGACACACUGGGGUACACAUCAAGGGCCUGGAGGUGACAAGUACCUUGGCCACCAAGAACCCCCUGCUUCCCCGGAACCGCAGCCUGUCCUCUCCAUCCAGAGUCCACCACCCUGAGGGGGAUGGGAGGCCGCAACCGGGAAGCCGCCUGUACCACAUAAUGGCCGAGAUGGUUUCCACGGAGAGGGAGUAUGUCAGGUCCUUAGGAUAUGUCAUCGACAACUAUUUUCCAGAAAUGGAAAGGGUGGACCUGCCUCAGGACCUGCGAGGGAAGCGUGGCACCAUCUUUGGGAACCUGGAGAAGCUCCAUGACUUCCACCGCCAGCACUUCCUCAGGGAGCUGGAGCGUUGCCGGCACUGCCCGCUAGCCGUGGGCCUUGGCUUUCUGAAACACGAGGAGCAGUUCCGCAUGUACGCGCUGUACAGCAAGAACAAGCCACGCUCAGAUGCUCUGCUCAGCAGCCAUGGCAAUGCCUUCUUUAAGGCCAAGCAGCAAGCACUGGGAGACAAGAUGGACCUGGCCUCCUACCUGCUGAAGCCAGUGCAGCGCAUGAGCAAGUAUGCACUGCUGCUCAAGGACCUGGUCAAGGAGGCCAGCCGAAGCUCCACCCAGGAGCAGGAUCUCAGCCAGCUGCAGGCUGCUGAGGACAUGGUCUGUUUCCAGCUACGCCAUGGCAAUGACCUGCUGGCCAUGGAUGCCGUGCGUGGCUGUGACGUGAACUUGAAGGAGCAGGGGCCUCUCAGGUGCCAGGAUGAGUUUGUCGUCUACUGCGGGAGGAGAAAGUACCUGCGCAGGGUGUUCCUCUUUGAGGACCUCAUCUUGUUCAGCAAAACGAAGAAGAUGGACGGCGGCUACGACAUCUACGUGUACAAGCAGUCCUUCAAGACGGCUGAGAUCGGAAUGACAGAGAACGUGGGCGACAGUGGCUUGAGGUUUGAGAUCUGGUUCCGACGGCGGCGGCGAAGGUCUCAAGACACCUACAUCCUGCAGGCAAGCUCCGCAGAGAUGAAGACUGCAUGGACCAGCAUCAUAGGGAGGAUCCUGUGGCGGCAGGCCCUGCGAAACCGAGAACUCAGAAUGCGAGAAAUGGUGUCCAUGGGGUUAGGCAAUAAGCCAUUUAUGGACAUCAAGCCCAGUGAUGCUGCCAUAAGUGACCGGGCCAUCGAUUAUACCAUGAAGGGCACAGAGUCUUGGUCGCGCGCAUCCAUCGCUGUGUCCUCAUUUGACCACACCACCCCCUUCAAGAGACCCCACUCCACCAUCUCUGACAGCAGUACCUCCUCCUCCAGCAGCCAGUCCUCCUCAGUCCUGGGCUCUCUGAACCUGCAUGUGUACUCUGGUCUCCCAGGCCUGCUGAGCCCCGCCCUCUGGCCCUGGCCCUAUGAUGUCAGAGCCUGCAUUGAGGAAGAGGAGCUGGAGCAGAAUACUGGCAGCCAGCCCUCAAUGAGUGAGUGAAUUCAAGCGCU